Glycine soja is the source of this 1867-nucleotide messenger RNA. Its product is annotated as L10-interacting MYB domain-containing protein-like. Lineage: Eukaryota; Viridiplantae; Streptophyta; Magnoliopsida; Fabales; Fabaceae. Bases 128 to 1603 code for a protein of 491 amino acids. The transcript is spliced from 5 exons. The record is from RefSeq and is a predicted model, not a curated record.
CACUGACUGAGGGAUAACCCUAAUAAGGUUAGGGUAAUCCUAUUCCCAUGACGCAGCAGAUUGAACCUUGUCCUGGAAAUCUUAUCCCCAGCAUAGCAAACGUCAAACUCCUACCAAGAUAAACAAAAUGGGUAUAGGCAAUGAUACUGAACGCCUCAGAACAAUUUGGACACCUGAGAUGGAUCGAUAUUUCAUUAAUCUUAUGUUAGAGCAGGUUGCCCAGGGCCGUAAAUUUGAGGAUCAUUUGUUUAGCAAAAGAGCUUGGAAGCAUAUGUCUUUAAAGUUCAAUGCUAAGUUCAAUUUUCAGUAUGAAAAAGAUGUUCUCAAGAACCGCCACAAAACGUUACGGAAUUUGUACAGGGGCAUUAAGAACCUUCUUGCCCAACCGGGGUUUAGCUGGGACGAAAAGCGAAAUAUGGUUAUUGCUGAUAAUCAUGUUUGGGAUGAAUAUCUCACGGUAGAUGCAAAUGUGCGGUCAUACAGAGUAAAAAGCAUUCCCUAUUUCGAAGAUUUGUGUACUGUUUAUGGACAUGUGAUGGAAGGAAAAGGUGAUACUGCACCAGAAGAAUCAUCUAAUUCAGGCGAAUAUGGAGCAAUUACACCCUUUCUAUCUAAGGAUGUCUGUGAGGAUGAUGAUGAGCUUCUUUGUGAUGUUAGGACUGAUGAAGACUGUGGAAUCUCUACCGUGGAAAAUGCAACUGAUGACUGUGAGCAAAGGGCAAAGAAAACAGCAUCCUCUUCUGGUACCCGGACCCGGACUUAUUGGCAGCCACCAAUGGAUCGUUACUUCAUUAACUUGAUGCUUGCCCAUCUGCACAAAGGGAACCAAUUUGAUGGGGUCUUCAACAAACAAGCAUGGGUGGAAAUGAUUUCAUCAUUCAAUAAAAAAUUUGGCUUUGAGUAUAGUUUGGAGAUUCUUAAGAAUAGGCACAAAACUCUGAGAAGGCAAUACAAUUUAAUUAAAAGUCUCCUUCAGUUGCAUGGCUUUGACUGGGAUGAAACACGCCAGAUGGUUAUUGCCGAUGAUUGUUUCUGGCAAGAUUAUAUAAAGGUUCAUCCUGAUGCACGACAAUAUAUGACCCGACCUUUGCCAUACUAUAAAGAUUUGUGUGCCAUAUUUGAUCCAAAUUUUGACGAAAAAGAAUCUCUGCUUCAAGAUAAGCUUCAAAAUGCAGUUGAUUUUCAGACCGAGUGUCCUCAGACAUCUAAAACUGGUCAGUCUCCAAUUACACCCAAUUCCAAUGAAGAACAAUUUAGCAGUGUCAAUGAGUUAGCAAAUAUAUGUCAGAAGCAAAAGCGUCAACUAGAGAAGGGUUCUAAUUUUACUAGUCCUAAAAAAUCAAGGAAUGAUGAACAAGGCAUGGCUGUUGCUCUCUGUGAGAUGGCAGCUGUAGUUUCAACUGUGUCUGCAAAAAAGAUCGAUACCUCAAUAUCAAUAGAGAAUGUCAUAGAAGCAGUGCAAGCAUUGCCUGAUAUGGAUGAUGAGCUGGUUUUGGAUGCUUGCGAUUUCUUGGAGGAUGAAAGAAAAGCUAAAACAUUUCUUGCAUUGGAUGCCAAGCUUAGGAAGAAAUGGUUGAUUAGGAAACUUCGCAUACAGAUGUAGCCUAUGCCCACUUUCAUUUUUCUUUAAUUUCUUAUUGGUUAUUGGUUUUGAUCCAUAUUAUUUUAGAAAGAUUAGCUGAUUAGAUUUAUAUGGGUGGGGGAUUCUAAGCAGAUUUGUGCAACUAAUCAUUCUGAGGAUGGAAUUAGUAUUUUGGAAGGCACAGUAAACUUGUAUAUUCAUCACGAUGCUUGGCUAGUGACUGCACAAAAUGCACAUAUAACAAUACUCAGGUUAGGUGAAUGGAAAGUGUUUAAGAAAUUUGCA